AUGUAUGAUUUCCAAGAUUAUAACCUACAAUUAUUUUUUUUCUUUUUUGUAGGUAUAUGUAUACGAAAUUGUGCUCAAUGUAAAAAAAUGUUUGGAUCAUAUUUUGAUGGUCAACUAUGCGCCGAUACUUGUGUGAAAUUUAAAGGUAAAACAAUUCCAGAUUGUGAAGAUGUUGGUUCGAUUUCACCGUUCUUAAAUAAAUUUGAAUAAACAACAAACCUAUGUUAUAUGUAAUCGAUUUUAUGUGCCAGAAUAAUUAUUAUUUUAAAAAUUUAAUAAAUUAACCUGUCCGCUAAAA
Molecule: messenger RNA, 298 nt
Organism: Chrysoperla carnea
Lineage: Eukaryota; Metazoa; Arthropoda; Insecta; Neuroptera; Chrysopidae
Product: eclosion hormone
Exons: 1
Coding region: 1-210 (69 amino acids)
Biological process (GO): neuropeptide signaling pathway; ecdysis, chitin-based cuticle
Molecular function (GO): ecdysis-triggering hormone activity
Source: RefSeq, a predicted model, not a curated record